Anthostomella pinea is the source of this 924-nucleotide messenger RNA. The record is from the annotation of a GenBank genome assembly. Lineage: Eukaryota; Fungi; Ascomycota; Sordariomycetes; Xylariales; Xylariaceae.
AUGUCGCCCACGCGCACGCCCAUGAGCCCCUACCGCCCCGUCACCAACAAGACCACCACGAUCGACCAGCUAGCCUCCGAACUGGAGAAUGAGGCGAUAAUGCUGCCCACCGUGGAGCGGCUUACCGGCCCUUUUUCGUACUCCUCUACCUCUUCCUCCCCGUACGGGAGCUUAUCCUCUUCCAACACCACGAUCGACCAGCUAGACUCCGAACUGGAGAGGGCCGCGAGGAUGAUGCACGCCGCCGCCACCGCCACCGCGCAGCUGCCUACCAGCCUUUCUGCCUACUUCUACUCCUCCUCUUCCCCCUCCUCCCCGUACGGGAGCUCAUCCCCUUCCACCAACGAGACCAUCACGGACGACCCGCUAGCCUUGUCAAUAGAGAGGGCCCAGAUGAUGAUGAACGCCAUCGGCACCACGCAACAGCCAACCAGCCCUUCUUCCUAUUCCUCCUCCCCCUCUUCCUCCCCGUACGGGAGCUCAUCCCCAUCCCGCAACGAGACCAUCACGGACGACCUGCUAGACGCUCAAAUAAAGAGGGCCAAUAUGAUCAUGAACGCCAUCGGCACCACGCAGCAGCCAACUAGCCCUUCUUCCUACUCCUUCUCUUCCUACUCCUCCCCGCACGAGAGCUCACCCUCUUCGACCACCACCUGCACCACCACCACACCCCCACGCAACAAGCCCUCCCGACUCUCCAGCUACGGCCUGAUCCGCGACCCCGAGAAGGAGCCCCUGCUCCUCCCGUUCCCCGUCACCUACGGCGGCCCGCGCCACCCGGAGGAGCACGAGGUAAGGGAGAGCGCGAUGUCGUGGUGCUGCUGGUUCCUCGUGGUGUUUCUUUUGGGGCUCAUGUCGUACGCAUCGGUGUUGGUUUGGGCUCCUGGCUUGCCUUUUCCUCAGGGGCAUAUUAUGGGAAAUUGA